UUAUUGGGCAAAAGAUUAUGCAGUACUUAUAACUCAAGUUGCUUCUCCCAUUUCACUAUCUCCCAGUAGCAACUGAGAAGGGUCCAUGGUUCAGAAAUAGUUACAGAAACUGCCUGGCUCAAUAAUUCCAAUCAAAUAAGUGAUGACUGCAUGUUAUAAUUCACAAGAGGAGAGUGACGACUUGCUGUUGGCAAUUUUUGGAUCAGGAAGAAUUAGUUCACCUGGAACACAGUCUAGUCAUAGCAAAGAAAAAUUAUUUAGUUUUGAAGCAUCAAACCAGUCUACAGAUACAGAAGCACCAGUCCAGGCUGAUAAACUGGCUGAACAUGCAAUUGUUACAACUAUGUCAAGAAUUCCUACAGCCAAUGAUACUAAGUUCAUAAAAGAUCAUGACCAGCAAAGACUUCUAAAAAAUAAAAACAGGUCACAUAAAUUACCAGAUAAGCCUUGUUUAGAAAGUGACAGAGUAACAAGAGGCCAGUCUGGUGGGAAGAAGUCAGUUGAUCAACAAUUAACAUGCAAAUCUAAUACAGAAAUUGGCAUGUCAACGAGGGAAGAUAAAAUGGCUGAGUUUACUGAAGAAGAGAGUCAGGAUGGUAGUAGAGAUUUGUUUGACAGUCAGACAUCCCAAGGCUCAUUGAUAGAUGAACAAAUUGAUAUUACAUUGCAGUUGACAGAGUUUGUAUGGGUACAGUGUGACAAUCCAGACUGUCAAAAAUGGCGUCGAAUUCCAGCCCCAGAAGCCGAGGAACUAAGCUCCGAUCCUUGGUACUGCUACAUGUCUUCAGAUACCAGUAGAAACACAUGUUCAGCCGAGGAGGAAGACCAUGCCAUGUAUGAUAGAAUGGCGAAAAAAGCCGGCAUCAAGUUUGUGAUGUCAAUGCUUAGUGUAGGGUCAUUGGUCUGGGCAAAAAUGGCUGGUUAUUGCAGGUGGCCAGCUUUAGUGACAAGAGACCCGGACGUUGGAUGUCAUAUGUUAAUUGACAUCGACGGUGAUCCCCAUAGUUACCAUGUUGAGUUUCUCGGCAAACAGCAUACACAUUCCUGGGUGGCAGCUAAAUUUGUCGAAAUGUAUGGACACAAGAAUGUGCCUGAACUGGACGAAUCUCAAACACAAAUAGAAGAUAUGAGGAGAAAGAAAUCUCAAAGGGGUCCAGGUAGAAAGAGGAAAGUUGCACUAACCAACCAGUUUGGUGGUAAAAGGAGGAACUCGUAUAGAAAAAUGCACAUAGCAGCAGUGAUAAAAGAAGCUGAUUUCCUGCUAGAGCUGGAGACAGAGGAAAGAUUGAAGUAUACUGUAUUCCAGUUUGAUCCGGAGAGAAAAAAGAGAUUAGAAAAGAGAGAGAAAAGAUUAUCGCAGGCCUCAUGUGAAAAAUGUUCUCAACAUAAAAAGAAAGGGAGAAAAAGGAAACACCCUUCCCAAGAAAAAGAAACAGUACUGCCAACAUCAAAGAAAUUUGAGCAUAAAGUAAAUGAAGUGCUGGGUAACCAUUCUAAGAAAUUUGAAUCUCAGUCUAACAUAAAAGAGACACAGUCUAAGAAAAAGGCUGUGGAAGAGUUAACAUCUGGAGGAAGAAAAAUGAUGAAGAAAGGGAAAGAAAACACCAGUGUGUUUGAUUAUACCUCUGAGACAAUGUCCCCAGAUGAGGGCAUAUCUGUUAAAUCAGUAAAGACAGAAGCAUCUAUCUUUGACUCCCCGGACCAGUUCUCCCAGUCACAACUGAAGUUCUUGAAUACAAUGCAGGACAAAAGUAAAGAAGAAAAAUUUAGCAUUGAUCUGGAUAUGUACAGAAGGAAUGAGAAAGCAUUUGAGCAUGAUGUAAGAAGGUUUAUGUCAAGGAAUGGACAGAAUAUCAGAAAUACUCCAGUCUGGCAUAAUGUACCCGUCAGAUUGUUCCAGCUUUAUCUGGCUGUCCAUGAGAGAGGCGGAUUUGAACAAGUUAACAAGAAGAAACAAUGGACAUCUAUAUAUAAGGAACUGACGGAACAACAGCAUGUGAAAAACGGAGUAAAUGCCAAAAAAUACUAUGAGCACAAUUUGUACCCAUAUGAGCUAUAUAUCACAGGCAAGAGCUACAAAUACAUAUUCAUGAGCAGAAAAAUGCCUGUUGGCAGACCUCGACAAAACAUAAAGCCGCAGUCCACUCAACAUGAAGAGUACACAUCACAGAAAACUGUACUUCCUGAGAAAGAAGUGACAAAUGAAAUGCCUGAACUAUUGUUUCGAGAUGAGGGUUCAUCAUUAAGUCAAGAUAUAGAGGCUAUCUUAGAUCAGCUAGAAGAGGAUUACAGUCCAAAAGAUCAACACAAAGUAAAGACAAAACAGACAUGUUCAGGUUUAAAAUUCCAUGAUGACAAAACCGACUCACAGAGUCAGGAGGCUCAUAAAGUCCCCUCAGAGUUUCACCCUUCUACCACUGGUUGUGAUGUACAGGAGGUACCUGGUGGAAGUUUCUCUGGUGACGGACUUUCUGACAUUCAGGAGAAAAUUCUACACGAGAUGAAAGCUCUCGAGGAUGAUAUUAAUGAAAUCAGUGACCUCGAGUAGAGAAUUGAUAACUAAAGUUAUACUAGUAUAGUGAAAC
Molecule: messenger RNA, 2585 nt
Organism: Ruditapes philippinarum (Manila clam)
Lineage: Eukaryota; Metazoa; Mollusca; Bivalvia; Venerida; Veneridae
Product: zinc finger CW-type PWWP domain protein 1-like
Exons: 13
Coding region: 143-2548 (801 amino acids)
Cellular component (GO): nucleus
Molecular function (GO): DNA binding; zinc ion binding
Source: RefSeq, a predicted model, not a curated record